Messenger RNA from Corythoichthys intestinalis (scribbled pipefish), 2503 nucleotides. It is a transcript of the gene phf13, whose product is annotated as PHD finger protein 13. Gene Ontology annotation, cellular component: nucleus. Bases 313 to 1299 code for a protein of 328 amino acids. Gene Ontology annotation, molecular function: chromatin binding. Gene Ontology annotation, biological process: mitotic chromosome condensation. The transcript is spliced from 5 exons. The record is from RefSeq and is a predicted model, not a curated record. NCBI's taxonomy places the organism in Eukaryota, Metazoa, Chordata, Actinopteri, Syngnathiformes, Syngnathidae.
UCCUUGAAGCCGAAGGAAGAAUGAACGGUGGGCAGGGGCUACUGCUGCUGGUGACAGCAGCCAGGAGAACAGAACCGUCCCCCCUGCACAACUAAACUGAUAAGGAGAAAAAACCUUUCGGGACACUUCAGUGGCUAUAUAGAGUUGCGUUCACUUGGGUUACGAUUUCGAACCUUAAGCUGGCACGGGUGCCUGUCGGUUUCGAGUUUUCCAGGCAACGUUACGUUAGCUUCGGCGAUUUUACAGCGGCACCGAGCCUCGACGACACAGCAGCGUCGCCUGUCAAGAUAGUAUUAACAACACUCCGAGAAGAUGGGCGACAGAAACCCGUCGACGUCUCCCGCUUUUCAGUCGGAGGGCUUCAGUCCACCUUACAGGAAGAGAAAAAGGACAGUGGAAGAUUUUAAUCAAUUUUGUACGUUUGUUUUGGCCUAUGCUGGUUACAUCCCAUAUCCUCAAGAGAACUCUUCUCUGCGAAGUACUUCCAGCCCUCCCAACAGCACGGGAAGCACAGUAGAUAGUGAUGGCUGGACCCCGGGGCCAUCGCCGUCUUGUCCCCAACACCCUUUCAUCGUCCCUCUGGAAAACAGGAAACAUCCACACUUGGGGGCCACACCGUCCAGUCACAUUAAGAAAGAUCACACGUUCACCAGCCUGCAUCCAGAGGAUCGCAGGAAAGCUGAGAAGCUGAAGAAGAAAAAGAGGAGAAAGGAGAGGGAGCUUCAGGCCGGCGAGGAACACGGGCAAUCUAACUCGCCCGAUCCGACCACGCAGUCUCCGUUUUCCUUCUGCAACUUUCCUAUAAAAGAGGAGCCGGAAGACGACGUCAGCAUUCCGCUCCAUCCUCAGCGCGUCACCAGCCCGUCCAAAUUCAAAGAGGAGCCCCAGGAAGAGCGCUGCCAAUGGGAUGGACGAGACUUGGAGGAAGGAGUGGUCAAGGUACAGAAAGUGGAGGGCGUUUCCGGAAGCAGAACGGUGUUCCGUCAGGGCAAGCAAGUGGUUUUUCGAGAUGAAGACGGGUCAGGAGAGGAUGAAGAUAUCAUGGUGGACUCAGACGACGACUCGUGGGACCUGGUGACGUGUUUCUGCAUGAAGCCGUUCGCCGGCCGCGCCAUGAUCGAGUGCAACAAAUGUCACACCUGGAUCCACCUGUCGUGCGCCAAAAUCCGCAAGAGCCACGUGCCCGAAACGUACGUGUGCCAGAGUUGCAGAGAAAACGACGCGAACGGCACCGCCGGAGCGGAUGCCCGCCGCUCCCAUCGCCCCCGCAUAGGUCCGCGUAAACACCUGCUCGAAUGACCUCCGAAAGCCACUUCUGACCCCCCUCUGAAGAUUUUCCAGAGGACCUAUAGCAAGCCCCUAUAGCUCUCUCGGGGAUAUCUCUGCUCUCCAGAUGUGUACUUGUGCUUCCCUACAGUCAGGCUCUCAGCGUAAGGCAAUCACUGAAUGAUACACUACUCACUAAAGGUUGGGGAUAUUUGCUUCGAGUUUUAAAUUUCUUCUUGAAGAAAUUCAAAUAUCCCAAACUGUUUGCAGAUGAUUAUAGAAUAGCAGCCUAGGACUGCAGUUGGGACUCGGAAGCUGCCAUGUCAAGCCCCUCCACAAACUGCCAACCUCUCUGAUGAACGCCGGGAUGUAUCAGAAUGACUUGUUUGCACUCUUUCUCACUUUAAAACAAACCUUUUGACCCUUUUGGCAAACAGGUAUGUUCAGAUAAAACUGGACUUGUUUUUCCUCCCUCCUGAACAGUCUCGUUAGUAUGAUAUAUACAGUAAGAGGCCGUUUCGAAGGAGAAAACAAGUAAAGCCUUGCCGUAAUUGCUUCAGAUGGUGCUAUAGUUUUAAGCUGAUAAUCCAAUAGAACAAAGAUUUAGACUGCAUCUGCUUCAUCUGUCCGUUUUUGUUAUUUAAGUCCAUUGUGGACAAAUAGAAGUCCGGAAUUGUCGUUUUACUCACCUAAGCGGUCUUCCAAUCUCUGCGGCUAUCAGCGGCAAGGGAGAUCGUUGGCUUCUUAUCCUCCAACUCUUCAUGUAUUAGUUCCUCCAGUCAAGGAUUGUUGUUGUUGUUGGUGUAUUUUACCUAAACUAGCAGUUUUAUUUGUAGGUUUUCUGAAAACGAAUAUAUUUAUGGAAGGGACUGAAGGCCCUUUCCGUUCAAAGCUUCAGCGGGAAAUCUGAUGAUUAGUUAACUGGAAUAGUGUUAGGAUUCUCUCUGGGGUUUUGGAGUUGUAGACGCAUGUGCAGAGUGAAUGAGGAGAAUGUAUGUGUCAUGAAAAAAAUCUUAGAUGGUCAUCUGCAAAUUAAAUAGUAUCACUUCUUAAGUUUUUGCAGCAGUAUUCAAUUCCACCCUUCAGCAGGUUUAUUGGAGAAUGCUUUUCGAGGGGAAGUUUUCCCUGGUCAUCCGGAUGAACAAUUUUAGCAUAUGUGCCAUGGACCUCUUUGUGUCAGUUAGAUAAAAGCCAUACUUCGGUGUAGGGUGGUGAACGUUUUUUUUUUUUUUUUAAA